GGGGCUUCCCAGCUGGCGCCUGCCCAUAGUCUCCGAGAGUGUCCCUAGGUGCUGAGCCCCAGUCCGGGUGACGGCCACAGGUUACGGCCGCCGGCUAAGCUGAGCCGCAGCGCUUGUUAGCACCCCAGGGUGUCUCGGGAGCAUUCGCGCCGGGUCCAUGGAGAAGCCGCGGGGAGUCAGGUGCACCAAUGGGUUCUCCGAGCGGGAGCUGCCGCGGCCCGGGGCCAGCCCGCCUGCCGACAAGUCCCGGCCGCCCGAGGCCAAGGGCGCACAGCCAACCGACGCCUGGAAGGCAGGGCGGCACCGCAGCGAGGAGGAAAACCAGGUGAACCUCCCCAAACUGGCGGCCGCUUACUCGUCCAUUCUGCGCUCGCUGGGCGAGGACCCCCAGCGGCAGGGGCUGCUCAAGACGCCCUGGAGGGCGGCCACCGCCAUGCAGUACUUCACCAAGGGAUACCAGGAGACCAUCUCAGAUGUCCUGAAUGACGCUAUAUUUGAUGAAGAUCAUGACGAGAUGGUGAUCGUGAAAGACAUAGAUAUGUUCUCCAUGUGUGAGCAUCACCUUGUUCCAUUUGUGGGAAGGGUCCAUAUUGGCUAUCUUCCUAACAAGCAAGUCCUUGGUCUCAGUAAACUUGCCAGGAUUGUAGAAAUCUACAGUAGACGACUACAAGUUCAAGAGCGCCUCACCAAACAGAUUGCGGUGGCCAUCACAGAAGCCUUGCAGCCUGCUGGCGUUGGAGUAGUGAUCGAAGCGACACACAUGUGCAUGGUAAUGCGAGGCGUGCAGAAAAUGAACAGCAAGACUGUCACUAGCACCAUGCUGGGCGUGUUCCGGGAAGACCCCAAGACUCGGGAGGAGUUCCUCACACUUAUCAGGAGCUGAGCUUCCGUGCGCAAGCCCGGGUUUGCAGACCCCACUGCUGCGGGUGGUAUCUGUCUCAGUCGUACAUUCCAGUUUCAGUUGGUACACUUGUGGACUUUACUUCUCAUCAUGAAUUGUAUUUAAUAAUUAUUUAUAUAGAUACGUCAAAUAAAGGUGAUCAACUAAGGGUGAGCUUCCGCUUUCUUCUCGCCACCGUCUUAGUGGCAAUGUUAAAGUGAACUGCCAGGAGUAUAGGCUAUCCACAGCGACUACUGCCAUUCAGAGCCCCCAGGAAUGCUGGGAGGGAGGGGAACUCAUGCAUUUGGUUGACAUAAUCACUGACUCAUUAGCAGAGGGCACUGGGCAUUCAAGGAGCCAUGGCCACUAUGCUGUUUGCUGCCUCCAGUGGGCAUAGUCUAACGUUGGAGUGCUGGAGAUGGUGAGGGGUUCAGAGAGCAUUGCCCUCUGAGUUCAGAGGCCCACAGACACCUGUCUGUUUUGAUCAUGCAUGUGAAGCUACCAGGGACAUUUUCUUCCUUAUAUUUAUUAACUGUCCAGCUAUAGCACUAGUCUCUGAGGGAAGGUGGUAGGAUAUCUGCCUUUAAUUUUGCUGUGAGUUAAAAAGACAAAAUUUUUACCUUCUAUAUUUUGAAAUUUUGAGAAGGGAGAAUCCCUUUCUGCAGUUGUCUCCUUAAGUUUAUUUUCAUGUCAGCUACGUGGAUUUAGAGGGUUGACUCUGUGCCUUGGUGAGAAUAUCACACCAUUUGGAGAGCAGGUACUUCUGUCAUCCUUUCGGACAGCCAUUACUUCUCAAGUUUAUAAGUGCUGACUCGGCACAUGGCUGAUUUCCUGUAAGAAGUCCUUGGGAGUUUACUUUGUCUAUUCCAAGGAGAUGCUUCAAAGAAUUUUCAGAAACUCAUAUGAGGUAUUUUUUGCAAUUAUUUCCAGGAUCUUUUGGAACGGCCGCUCAGUCAGCUCUGUGGGUUCCCAGCUCCUCAGAACUGCAGAAAGCAUAGGAUGAUGAGGGAGGCCAGGGAACUGUGCCCACUGCUCUGGACAGGCCAUGCUGUGGCUGUUGGUGCCCAGAGGACUUUGGUCUAGUUCUUUUCUUGUUGGUGUGUGCCUUGUCUUCAGUACAAGUGUAUCCAGAGGUGUAGCUGUCCGAGAAGUGUGGCUACGGACCAGUUACCAUGUCCUCCACUGGGGCAGUGAGGGCCAAGUUAAAUCACAGCAUUGUUGCUCCCCUGCACAAACACAAUCAUAGCUGUUACAAUGAAGAGUUCUCCCUCUGGCUGACAGUGCUCUUUAAAUGAAUUCCUGUGGUCUUAUCUACCACUUAGACACUCAACAGCUUAUGAUAAGACAAGAGCUGGUUUUUAAUUUUAUUAUUAAUUUUUUUCACUUCUACUUUUUCCUAGCACUUUCUAUAUUUAGAGUCAGGUUGAUUUUGAGUUUCCUUUGAAAUCUAACUGAUAGCAAUGUUAGCCUGCUCUGCUAUUUAGACAUUUCUAGGUAGAAUGCUAAGUACGUAACCUGUGCUUGGUAUUUUAAAGUAAACAAAACCAGUGUGACUUGACUUAGAGGACCAAAGACAUUGUUAGAUAUACCUUCAUCUUUCUGGGGGGUUGGUCACUUGUAUCCCUUCUAAACGACCCUGUUGGGUCAUUCUCUAGAAGUGUUCUUAACAAAUGCCUGACAUCUCCAGGCUGUGUUCUCAUUAGCAUCUGUGUAGGGGGAGCCUCAUCUGUCUCAGUCUCGUCUGUAGUGUUUCAAAGUGACCUUCUCACAUCCAUGACACCAAGUACAUUUGGGGAAUUCUUAAGAAUUUGAUGUAUUUAAAUAUACUGUUCAAUUACACUGUGUGAAUUUACUGUAUGUAUAUGUAUGUUACUGAAGUUGGUUCUAUUUAAAUGAUUAAAGUGUUUUUAAUUUUG
Mus caroli (Ryukyu mouse) is the source of this 2796-nucleotide messenger RNA. RefSeq names its product GTP cyclohydrolase 1 (gene Gch1). Lineage: Eukaryota; Metazoa; Chordata; Mammalia; Rodentia; Muridae. Gene Ontology annotation, cellular component: cytoplasm. The record is from RefSeq and is a predicted model, not a curated record. Gene Ontology annotation, molecular function: zinc ion binding; GTP binding; GTP cyclohydrolase I activity. Gene Ontology annotation, biological process: tetrahydrofolate biosynthetic process; tetrahydrobiopterin biosynthetic process.